This is a messenger RNA of Brassica napus (rape), 840 nucleotides long. RefSeq lists its product as uncharacterized. NCBI's taxonomy places the organism in Eukaryota, Viridiplantae, Streptophyta, Magnoliopsida, Brassicales, Brassicaceae. The transcript has 4 exons. The coding region runs from base 1 to 840 and encodes 279 amino acids. The record is from RefSeq and is a predicted model, not a curated record.
AUGGUGUUUCUGUCCCUCGCCGUGGUUCUCCUCGACGUCAACGGUCCUCUAUCUCUCUGUCUCUCUCCGCGAAUCGAAAGUGGGUUAGAUUCUGUCUCUCGGUGGCUCUCUACGGCGGCGACGGAGCUCUCUGCGGUGGGUCGGUUCGAAUCAAGGGAUACCGUUUCCCUCUCAUCAUCAGAAGUUCCUAAAAAUGGUGGCAAGCCUCGUGCAGAGCGUAAGAAACGAAGGACCUGGACGCCAACAUAUGAUAUAGUGCUAAUCAGCUCCUGGCUAAACACUAGCAAAGACUCUGUUGUUGGGAAUGAGCAAAAGUCAAUCGCCUUCUGGGAGCGAGUUGCAACAUACUUCUCGUGUAGUCCUAAGCUUGCGGGCUGUGAAAGACGAGAGGGAUCUACAUGCAAGCAACGUUGGCACAAGCUAAAUGAUCUAGUUUGCAAGUUUUGUGGGGCUUAUGAAGCAGCUACCAGAGAGAAAAGCAGUGGUAUGAACGAGAAUGAUCUAAAAAUGAAAGCAGCUCGAAAAGGAGAAAGUGUGGGGAUGGUUCACAUUCUGCAAGCUAUGCAAGUAAAUGAAAAUGAUGCUGCUGUAGACGAUGAGGGAACGAAUCGUUCCCUAGGUGUUAAGGCAGCAAAGGCCCGUGGAAAGAGGCCGGUGGUUGAGGGGAAGGAGUUGUCUGACUUCCAGUCUAUGUGGAGCCUCAAGAAGGCGGAUUUGCAACUGAAGGAAAGGCUCUCCAGGAUGAGGAUGCUUGAGAGUCUUGUUGCAAAGCAAGCACCGUUAGCUGAUUAUGAAGAAGCUUUGAAGAAGAAACUCAUAGCUGAGUUGAUUCCUAGUUAG